UAUGUUAGACUUUCUUAUGUAACUAUGACUACAGGUGUUUCUUACUUCCUAUUUGUCCAGUAAUCAGCUGCAAUAACAGAUAAAUAAAAGAAAUCUCUGUUACAAACCGAAUUUGAAUGUCACUGUAAUGAUCAAAUGUGAUAACGUCCGGAAUUACCAGUAAAUCGUGAGAGUGCAAGAUUACGAAAUUGAUUAGAAGAAUGGCGGCUGCAAAUGAACCAGGCUCGUCUAAAAGCAGUAAUGGAGAAGAAAAAGAAAAAGACGAAACAAUGUUGGAGUGCAAUAUCUGUUUGGAUGCUGCAAGGGAUGCUGUGGUCAGCAUGUGUGGACAUUUAUUUUGUUGGCCAUGUUUGCAUCAGUGGUUAGAGACUCGUCCAAAUCGCCAGGUAUGCCCUGUUUGUAAAGCAGCCAUCAGCAAGGAGAAGGUUGUUCCUCUAUAUGGAAGAGGAAGCACCAAGCAGGAAGAUCCUAGAAAUAAAGUUCCUCCUCGGCCACCUGGACAGCGUUCUGAGCCUGAAAAUAACAGUGGAUUUCCUGGUUUUGGAUUUGGGGAUGGUGGUUUCCACAUGUCAUUUGGAAUUGGUGCCUUCCCAUUUGGAUUCUUCACCUCUACCUUUAAUUUUGGAGAACCAAGGCCUAGUGCAGCUCCUCGAGGAACUCCGCAGUUUGAAGAAGAACAGUUUUUGUCAAAAGUAUUUUUAUGGGUGGCUGUUCUUUUCAUUUGUUGGCUCUUGAUGGCAUAGUAUUGAUCUGGUAUAAUUUUACAGAAACCUACUUUAGCAUAUUUUACUUUCUGGUGACCGCUGAAAAUUAUAAUAGUACAUCUCAACAAUCUGAGCUUUUUGGUAAGCAAAUGUCAUUUGGGGAACUGAAGUAGGGGCUAGUAAGAAUUUAUAUUGAGUCUCUUUAUAUUAUAUUUUAAUACUGUAGAACAAAAAAAUAAUUAUAUACUGUACUGGAUUUUUUCAA
Cryptotermes secundus is the source of this 969-nucleotide messenger RNA. RefSeq names its product E3 ubiquitin-protein ligase RNF185. The record is from RefSeq and is a predicted model, not a curated record. Gene Ontology annotation, molecular function: metal ion binding; ubiquitin protein ligase activity; ubiquitin-like protein conjugating enzyme binding. Gene Ontology annotation, biological process: ubiquitin-dependent protein catabolic process. Gene Ontology annotation, cellular component: endoplasmic reticulum. Bases 201 to 743 code for a protein of 180 amino acids. The transcript is spliced from 6 exons. Lineage: Eukaryota; Metazoa; Arthropoda; Insecta; Blattodea; Kalotermitidae.